Molecule: messenger RNA, 1671 nt
Organism: Microplitis demolitor
Lineage: Eukaryota; Metazoa; Arthropoda; Insecta; Hymenoptera; Braconidae
Exons: 3
Coding region: 817-1671 (284 amino acids)
Source: RefSeq, a predicted model, not a curated record
AUAUGAUGUAAUUAAUAAUAAUUAUAAUGAUAAUUAGUAUUACAAUUAAAGUGAUGAUUAUAUAAAUGUAUAAUAUGAUUGAUAUACCUUUAUUGUAUUAUAAAAAUGUAUAUACAAAUUUCCCAUCAAAUUAUAAAAAAAUUUUAUUUAAGCUAUUUCGAUAACAUAAUAAUGUAUCAAAAUAAUUAAUUGCAAAUUUAAUUAAAUGUAGUAGUAAUAACAAUAAUAAUUUAAAUAGACUCGAAACUGAAAACUUGAAUAUAUCAACAAAUAAAUUAUUGAUAAUUUCAUAGUUUAUUAAAUUUUUUUUUUAUACAAUGAAAUAAUUAUAAUAAAUAUUAAUUUACAAAUGAAAUGGAUCGGGGAAUAUAUAAAAAUAAAAUUUUGCCAUCAAACAAUAUAAUAGAAACAUUAAUGAAAGUGUCACAGCUAAAUUCUUCAUCUUCCUCAUUAUCUAGCCGCUCAAACUAUUCUUUAUGUCUAAAUAACCAAAGCAUUAAUUAUCAAAAGUUACAUGAUAUAUCUCAUAAGUUGUCAACAGAAACUAAAUUUUCAAUUGAAAAUUUUAAAAAAUUAACAAAGAAUUAUAAUAUAGUAAAAGAUUCUGAAAAUGCUGUAAGAAGAAAAUUACAUGAGAAAUUAGUUCAAUUAGAAUGGAAUAAUUAUACUUAUAUUCAAUGGAAAAUACUAUUGACUUUUAGUUUAGGACUAUGGAUACUUCUUUGUAUAACAGAUAAAAUUUUUUUGCGAACAUCAGCACCAUCAUCAUGAAAGGAAGAAAAAAUUACAAAAAUACCAAAUAAUAUUCCUGAAACAAUGAAUUUAAAUUUAUCUAAUGAAAAUAAAUUUUUAAAAUGGGUUUAUACAUUUUAUCCAUGUAUUUCUCUUACAACUAUCGUUUCCAAUUUAACAGAUGCUUAUACGUUUGCUCUAUUUAUUGGAAUAUUUUUAUGUAUGGAAACAAGAUUAAAACAGAAAUUAAAAAAUACACGUCAUACUUGGACACAGUAUUGUAAUGAUUUAAUAAAAAUUAAAUCAUUAAAUUUUGAUGAUUGUAAUACAAAUAAAUUAGCAAUUGAAUUAUUCGACGGCAAAUCACAAAACAAGAGAGAUGACUUUAGUAAUUUAUCUGAAAAUAUAUCAAAUAAUAUUAAAAUUUUACCAGUUGAAAAAUUCAAAAUUGAAUUGGAUUUGUAUUGGCAAUUACAAAUGCUGGACAAUAUCAAUGAAAUCACACGCAACGUUGAAAAUACUGAUGAUAAUUAUUCAAAACAAUUGGAAAUAAUAAAUCAAGUUAAAAAAAUUGAUAAUGAAAGUAUUUACCAUUGGAAUAAAUUGAAUGAAAAUAAUAUAUGUUUAUAUCAUAAUAAAUCUUUAGUAUAUAAUUUUAAAUAUCCAUGGAAUUCUGUUAAUAAUGUUGAGUCUUAUGAUUUAGAAAUUGGUAAAUUUAUAAAUUAUUCAAAUAGUAAAACUAUAAUAUUUGACAAAUCUACUGAUACCCAAUUAGGUAAAUCAAAUUCUAUAAUUAAAUUUAAAAAACCAAAUGCUAAAAAAUCAAUAUCAGAAUUAAAUAAUAAUAAAAAUAACAGAUCAUUAAUAAAUAAAAUAAAAAAUAAUCGUAUCAUUAGUUCAUCACCGUUUGAAGAAGAUAGUUUGAAGAAAUCAAUUUAA